Messenger RNA from Hibiscus syriacus, 1166 nucleotides. Its product is annotated as WUSCHEL-related homeobox 4-like. The record is from RefSeq and is a predicted model, not a curated record. The transcript has 3 exons. Gene Ontology annotation, biological process: cell division; procambium histogenesis; phloem or xylem histogenesis. The coding region runs from base 45 to 719 and encodes 224 amino acids. Gene Ontology annotation, molecular function: DNA-binding transcription factor activity; DNA binding. Lineage: Eukaryota; Viridiplantae; Streptophyta; Magnoliopsida; Malvales; Malvaceae. Gene Ontology annotation, cellular component: nucleus.
AUUCUAUAUAAUUCACCAUUCUCUCCAUCAUUCACUCCUUCGCCAUGGGAAACAUGAAGGUGCAUCAGCUGGGACGUGGAUUCGGGGAGCACGAACCAUCUCUCUCCCUUGGCUGUAAGCGCUUACGCCCUCUCGCUCCCAAGCUCCACCACCAGGCCUCUUCCCCUGAUACCAUAUCCUCUUUAGACCUCAAGAGACCAGAAAGUGGCCCCAGAAGGCUUGUCCCCUCUGACCAGAAGCGCCAUUCUCCUCAGGUGGAAACACAUGCUGGAGGUACGAGGUGGAAUCCAACGCAAGAACAGAUAGGGAUUCUGGAGAUGCUGUAUAGAGGUGGGAUACGAACUCCAAAUGCACAACAAAUAGAACAAAUCACUGCGCAACUAGGAAAGUAUGGGAAGAUCGAAGGCAAGAACGUUUUCUACUGGUUUCAGAACCACAAAGCACGGGAGAGGCAAAAGCUGAAGCGUAGCAGCCUUGGCUUUACCAAUUCUACCAGGAACUCAGCUCGCAUAACUUUGGAUACUAGGGUCGAAAUAAUGGAAAGAUCCGAUGAGGAUGGUCCAUAUAAGAGGAUGUGCAAGAGUUGGUCAUUUGAGUACUUGGAAGAAAACAGCGGAUCGUCAUGUAAAGAGGGGGAAAACAGAACCCUGGAGCUAUUCCCGUUGCACCCUGAGUGUUUGAAAGUAGGAAAAAGAGCUGGAAACCCAAAAGACAAAUAAAAACUGGUAGAAAAUCAAAACUCCGUUCCCAUUAUGAUAUUCUUUGAAAAAGAUGAUGAUGAAAUGUGGUAGCUUUUUAUUUCUUUUGUUUCGGGAAAGAAGAAAGACAAAGUUGUCUCUCCUUAACUCUUCUGCUUACUUAUUCCUGACUUAAAAGCAAAGCAGAUUUAUGUCACUCUUUAUUCGAUCUUUCUUCCAGCUGGUGAAUUGAUUUUGGUUUCCUUUCUUUUUGGGCGUGUCAUCGCUUCGACCACUUGGGGAGAAACCCGUCGAGAUGAAGCUUUUAGGUUAAAAGCAGUCCUCCAUAGAAACUGAAGUCCACGUACCUACUUUGCAUCAUUCAUCCCCUUAAGCUAGCUCAUACCAAUAUUUGGUUUUAUUAUUAUAAAAAAAUGAGAAAAACAAAAGUAGAUCAAUGGUGUGUGUCCUUGAAAAAAUAAAUUAAGA